AUGGCACGAAUUAAAGAAUGGGUCGAGAAGUUGGAGGUGCCAUCAGAGCCCGGCCUGACCAACACACAAUUGAUGUUGACGAACCAUGACUUGCGGCCAGUCGAACCCGAGCGUCGUCAAUGGAAAUGGUUCAACUUUGUCGCCUUCUGGAUUGCAGACUCCUUGAAUAUUAAUACGUGGAUGAUCUCGUCAUCGAUGAUCGUUGAUGGUUUGUCGUGGUGGCAGGCAUGGAUUUGCGUCUGGGUCGGAUACUUCAUUGCUGCCUGUUUUGUAUGCUUGACUGGUCGCAUCGGUGCCGUUUACCACAUUUCCUUCCCAGUGGUCUGUCGAUCCACAUUCGGAGUUUGGGGAUCGCUCUGGCCGGUGUUCAAUCGAGCUGCAAUGGCGGUUAUUUGGUACGGUGUUCAGGGUUACAUCGGAGGCCAGUGUGUGACAUUAAUGAUCAGCUCGAUCUGGCCUAGUUACAAUCGUCUACCCAACACCAUUCCCGCCAGUUCGGGCGUUACAACCAGGGACUUCGUGAGCUUUUUCCUCUUUUGGCUACUCUCCCUACCAGCCCUGUGGUUUCCUGUUCACAAAAUCCGACAUCUCUUUACCGUCAAGGCAAUCUAUUCACCGAUUGCGGCUAUCGCUUUCUUCGCCUGGGCCAUCGCACGCGCCAAGGGCCUGGGGCCCAUUGUGCAUCAGCCACACACCGUACACGGCAGUGCGCUGGCGUGGGCGGUGGUGAAGUCGAUUAUGAGCUGCCUGGGUAAUUUUGCAACGCUGAUUGUGAACGAUCCCGACUUUUCGAGGUUCGCCCGGAAACCAAAGGAUGCACUGUGGGCUCAGCUUCUGACCAUUCCCAUCGGCUUUGGAGUCACGUCCUUCAUCGGUAUCAUUGCGUCCUCAUCUUCGGCGGUUAUCUUUGGCGGAGAGAUGGUGUGGAACCCUCUAGACCUGUUGGGCAAAUUCCAGGUUGGUGCCAGCUCAGCGGAGCGAUUUGGGAUCUUUGUGAUUUCUACAGGGUUUGCUUUAGCUCAGUUGGGGACGAACAUCUCUGCAAACUCCGUUUCCGCAGGUACAGAUCUGACCGCAUUGCUUCCGCGGUAUCUUACGAUCCGGCGCGGAAGCUAUAUCUGCGCCGCUGUUGGUCUGGCUAUGAAUCCGUGGAACCUCGUGGCCUCAUCCAACAGUUUCACGACUUAUCUCUCAGCCUAUUCAAUCUUCCUUUCUUCCAUCGCGGGUCCCAUGCUUUGUGACUAUUACAUCGUCCGCAAGGGCUAUCUGCGCGUGAAAGAACUAUACACUGCGCAGGAGGGCUCCGCAUACCGAUUUGUCUACGGCUUCUCGUGGCAGGCAUACGCCUCGUAUAUAGCAGGAAUCCUCGUCAAUAUCGUCGGCUUCGCUGGUGCCGUCGGACGCAAGGUGCCCGUGGGCGCCCAAUACAUAUACAACGUUAACUACUUCUCGGGAAUAGUGGUGUCUGCUCUCAUGUACUACAUCCUAACUCGGUUCUUCCCCGUUCCCGCGACCAGCUCCACCUGGUCAGAAGCCGAUCAGGAUGUGGACAGCCUGUCUAUUGCGUACGGGCAGGAAGUAGACGCGUACGAUGUACCGGAACCGGUGAAGGCAGAUUCUCUAAAUUAUGGCACGCUCCAGGAGCGGAAAGGACCGAAGGCUGGGUCAUCGGCCGCUGUAUGA
Messenger RNA from Aspergillus oryzae RIB40, 1683 nucleotides. Its product is annotated as nucleobase cation symporter-1 family protein. The record is from RefSeq and is a predicted model, not a curated record. Gene Ontology annotation, biological process: nucleobase transport; transmembrane transport. Lineage: Eukaryota; Fungi; Ascomycota; Eurotiomycetes; Eurotiales; Aspergillaceae. Bases 1 to 1683 code for a protein of 560 amino acids. Gene Ontology annotation, cellular component: plasma membrane. The transcript is spliced from 5 exons. Gene Ontology annotation, molecular function: nucleobase transmembrane transporter activity.